AGCAGGCCUAAAUUCUCAGCUACCAUGUACGACAUCCCCACAGCGCAGUGCGAUGAGCCCCUGUAAACCGUGUAAAAGGCCCCUGGACACGGCGGGUGCAGGGUGCUGAAGCCACUAACGUAACCCCACCGUCCAAGGCUGUCAGGGCUGUCAGUCAGAAAGAUCCCAGCCUCGCUCGCAUUCAUCAACAUCCGACGUCGUUCCCAACUUCAGUCCACGCAAUUGUUCCCCUGCGCCGCCCAAGACAUUGCAAAGCCGCCCUAACGCCAUUAGGAGCCUCUUAUAUCACACUCGUCCUCCGUCCUCCGUCCUCCGUCCACCUUCAACCUCCGCGCCCACCAUGUCCAGCAAGUCGCGGUGGGCAGACACCGAAGAAGACGCCCGCAUCGACGCCAAACUCAAACGAGAGAAGGAAGAGAAGCGGCGCAAGAAGGCCGAGAAGGCCCAGAAGCUCGAGGCUGAGAAGCUGUCUCAGGAGCAAGCCGCAGCGCAGAACCAAGCCAACUCCCUUGGCGUCGACGACGAUGGCCGGCCUUCGAAGCGACGCAGGCUCACGCCCGAACCCGGCGCAUCGACAUCCAAGCCCGACGACGCCCCGCCGGCGAAGCUACUGCGGUUCCAGGGCGGCAGCUGGGCCAAGUCCAGGAGCGUGGAGAACUACGACAAGCUCAACGACAUCGAGGAGGGCACCUACGGCUGGGUGGCGCGCGCGACGGAGCGAGCGACCGGCCGCAUCGUCGCAUUGAAGCGGCUGAAGCUGGACCCCGCGGACCGUGGCGGGUUGCCCGUCACUGGGCUCCGCGAGAUUCAAAUCCUCAAGGACUGUAUGCACCGGAAUAUCGUGGCCAUGGAGGAGGUUGUCGUGGGGGACGACGUUUCACGACCGGACAACUCUCUCUUCCUCGUCCUCGAGUUCGUAGAACACGAUCUCAGGAGCGUCCUUGAGGAUAUGCCCGAGCCAUUCCUCUCCUCCGAGGUGAAGCGACUGCUUCUCCAGCUGACGUCAGGCAUCGCCUACCUUCACGACAACUGGAUCCUCCACCGCGACCUCAAGACAUCCAACCUGCUCCUCAACAACCGCGGCCAGCUCAAGAUUGCCGACUUUGGCAUGGCCCGGUACGUUGGCGACCCGCCGCCCAAGCUGACGCAACUCGUCGUCACGCUGUGGUACCGCAGCCCGGAGCUGCUCCUCGGCGCAAAGACGUACGACGGCGCCGUCGACAUGUGGAGCGUCGGCUGCAUCUUCGGCGAGCUGCUCACCCGCGAACCCCUCCUGCAGGGCAAGAAUGAGGUCGACCAGCUCUCCAAGAUCUUCGAGCUCUGCGGCGUGCCCUCGGACGAAUCGUGGCCGGGCUUCCGCCGCCUGCCCAACGCCCGAUCCCUCCGUCUCCCGAAGACGGCCGCCUCCGUGGGCUCCGUCGUCCGCGCCCGCUUCCCCAACCUGACGACCGCCGGCUCCGGCCUGCUGAGCGAUCUGCUCGCCCUGGAUCCUUCGCGGCGGCCGACGGCCCGUGACAUGCUCCAGCACGAGUACUUCCGCCAGGACCCCAAGCCCAAACCCGAGAGCAUGUUCCCGACGUUCCCUAGCAAGGCCGGCCAGGAGAGGCGGCGCCGGCAUGAACCCCAUGCUCCUGCCCGAGGAGGCCAGGCCGCUUCACUCGGGGACGCCGACUUGAGCGGCAUCUUUCAAAACCGGGACAGGGAGGAGAGGGGAGCAGGAUUCACCCUGCGCAUGGUCUGAAAUGAUUGUUGAGAGCACAAGAUCUUACAUGCAUCUACGGAAAAUAUACCCCGACUACUAGACUUAACUUGGCUUACAGAUUGUAUGUAGACGAUCCAAUGGGUGAUACACACGGCGUUAGUUGAUUGCAUAUCAAAACGAGGCGAUAUAGCUUAGGACAGGGGCUCGCGUGAGCCCACAAAGCAACGAGAUUAAGAUG
Ilyonectria robusta is the source of this 1940-nucleotide messenger RNA. Its product is annotated as kinase-like domain-containing protein. Gene Ontology annotation, molecular function: cyclin-dependent protein serine/threonine kinase activity; ATP binding. Bases 341 to 1741 code for a protein of 466 amino acids. Gene Ontology annotation, cellular component: nucleus. The transcript has 2 exons. The record is from RefSeq and is a predicted model, not a curated record. NCBI's taxonomy places the organism in Eukaryota, Fungi, Ascomycota, Sordariomycetes, Hypocreales, Nectriaceae. Gene Ontology annotation, biological process: protein phosphorylation; regulation of mitotic cell cycle.